AUGAGUCGUGCUGAAGUUGAUUUACAAACAAGUGUUAAAAAAGCUUGUAAUGGUGAUGAAGUACCACCGAAAAGAAAACAUGUUAGAGCUUGUAUUGUUUAUACUUGGGAUCAUAAAAAUUCUCGAGCCUUUUGGAAUGCUGUUAAAAUUCAACCAUUACAAAGUAAUGAAGUUCAAUUAUUUAAAGCACUUAUUAUGAUUCAUAAAGUUUUACAAGAAGGACAUCCAAACACUUUAAAAGAUGGAUUUAGAAAUCGGGAUUUUAUUGCUUCUUUAGCUACAGUUUUCCCUAGUCAUGGAAGUGCUUAUGGUAGAUUAAUUAAUCAAUAUGAUAAAUAUAUUCUUCAAAAAUUAGAUUUCCAUCGUAAUAAUCCUGGAUUUAAUGGAACAUUUGAAUAUGAAGAAUAUAUAUCAUUAAGAGCCGUUAAUGAUCCUAAUGAAGGUUAUGAAGCAUUAUUACAAUUAAUGGAUCUUCAAGAUCUGAUUAAUGAUUUACAAAAACUUAUUUUUGCCACAAUUAAUCAAAGUCAUAGUAAUUUAUGUAAAGUUAGUGCUUUGGUACCAUUAAUUGCUGAAUCUUAUGGAAUUUAUAAAUUUUGUAUUUCUAUGCUUAGAGCCAUGUAUCAACAAUUAGGAGAAGAUGAUGCAUUGAGUGGAUUAGUUGAACGAUUUGUUUCUCAACAUUUUAUGCUUAGAGAUUUUUAUACUGAUUGUCAUGCCAUUAAAUUUUUAACUAGUUUGAUUACUAUCCCUAGAUUACCUAAUAGUGCUCCAAAUUUGAAAAUCACUGAUGAUGGUCAACCAAUUUCUAUUUCUAGACCUCGUUCUGUUAGUACAACUGAUACUAAUAAUACUCCACAAUUGUUGUCUUCACAACCUACAUCAACAAUGGCUCCUCCUCCUCCUCCUCCUGCAGUUGAUCAAUUAGUAGGUCAACAAACUGGAUAUUUGUAUCAACAACAACAAGAACAAGAAAGAAUCCAACAACAAUUGGAAUUACAACGUCAACAACAAAUUCAACAACAACAAGAACAACAAAGAUUAUUUGAACAACAACAACGAGAUCAAGAAGCAAGAUUUAUACAAGAACAACAAGCUCUUCAAAUGCAACAAACUCAACAACAACAACAACAACAACAACAACAUGUUGGAAGAGUUUCUGAAUUGGAACAUGAUUUAUUAAUGUUUAAAAAUCAAUAUGAUAAUGAUCAACAAUUAUUACAACAAUAUGAUUCUCGAGUUAAAAGUUUAGAAAAUGAAAUGAAUGCUCUUAAUUCAACGGCAACUCAACAAAUUGCUUCUAAAGAUGAACAAAUUAAAAAUUUAGAAGAUCAAAUAAGUAAUUGGACGAAAAAAUAUGAAUCACUUGCUAAAUUAUAUUCUCAAUUACGUCAAGAACAUUUAAAUUUAUUAGCUAAAUUUAAAAAAAUUCAACAAAAAAUUAGUAGUGCUCAAGAACUGAUUAUGAAGAAAGAAAAAUUAGAAAAAGAUUUAAAAGCUAAAAAUGUUGAAUUAGCUGAUUUAAUUCGGGAAAGAGAUAGAGCAAGAUUAGAUUUAGAUCGAUUAAAAAUUAAUAAAGAUCAAGAAAUUGAAAAACUUGAAAUUGAAAUUCGACAAUUAACUUUAACUCAACAAGAAUCAGGGAAAUUACAAAAUUUAAAUCUUUCUAAUAUUAUGAAUCAACAUGAAAUUGAAUUAAAUAAAUUGAAAAAUCAAUUAGCUGAAAGAGAAUUAAAAUUAACUAAUUUAGGUGAUUCAGAACAACUUCAAACAAAAUUAAAAGAUACAGAAAUGGAAUUACAAAUUACUAAUGAAUCAUUAGAUAGUGCUCUUGCAGAAUUACAUCAAACUAAAAAAGAUCAAGAUGAUAUUAUUAAUGCUCAAAUUGAUCAUAUUUUACUUGCUAAUGUGGAAAAAUUUAAAAAUCUUAUUGAUAUUUUUUUAGAAAAUAGUAUUAAAAGAAUAUUAGAUACUAAACAUGAAUUAAUUUCUUCAGUUCAAGCAGGAAAUUUAAAUGCUACUCCAGAAUAUUUAUUAUCAAUUAUAGAACUUUGUUCAGAUACUAGUACUGAUUUUGCUACUAUUUUCAAUAGUUUUAUUGCUGAAGAUAGAAAUGAAGAUGAAUCAAAUUUUUCUGAUAUAAUUUUAAUUACUUCAUCUUUAACAUCAAUUAUUAAUGAUUUAACAUUAAAUGCUAAAGGAUUGACAACGAAAAAAUUUUUUGGUUUUAGUAAUGAUAAUAAAAUUGAAGAAAAAAUUUUAUCAUUAAUUUCAAAAAUUUUGGAUAAAACAAUUGAAUUUUUCCAAAAUUUAAAAUCAGAAAAUUUGAAUAAAUUUAAUGAUAUUGAUGAUAAAAUAGAUAUAGUUAUUGAUGGGAAUUAUCAUUUACAAACUUUACUUAAAGAUUUAGGUCAAUAUAUUGAUACAUUAACAAUUAAUAAAAUUCAUAAACAAGAAAAUGAUAAUGAUAAUUUAGAAGAAUUAGUUAAUGAUGAAAUGGAACAAACUGUGGAAACAAUUAAUUUAGCUUCCAAAUUUUUAAAUGAUUUAAUGAAAAAUCCUAAUAAUAUAUAUGGUGAUAAUUUAGAAAUUCAUGAAAUGUUAUUAACAUGUGCUAAAUCAAUUACUGAUGCUGUAGCACAAUUAAUCAAAUCAUCAAUACAAUCUCAACAAGAAAUUAUUUUGAAAGGUGGUACAACCAAAAAUGAUUUUUAUAAAAAAAAUAGUCGUUGGACUGAAGGACUUAUUAGUGCAUCAAAAGCAGUUGCUGGAGCUACUAAUGUUUUAAUUCAUAUUGCUGAUGGGGUACUUAAACAAUCCAAUUCUCAUGAAGAAUUAAUUGUUGCAUCUAAUGAAGUUGCUGCUUCAACUGCUCAAUUAGUGGCAGCAUCAAGAGUGAAAGCUAAUUUUGUUUCUCAAACUCAAGAUAAUUUAGAAAUUGCUUCAAGUAAUGUUAGUAAAGCUUGUAAAUCACUUGUUUCUAAAGUUGAAGGAUUAAUUAACAAAAAAGGUCAAGAAGAAGAGGACCAAAAUAUUGAUUUGACUAAACUUACUCCAUAUGAAGGUAAAACUCUUGAAAUGGAACAACAAGUGAAAAUUCUUAAAUUAGAAAAUUCAAUUUUAGCUGCUCGUAAAAGACUUGCUGAAAUUAGAAAACAAGAAUAUAAAACUCCAGAAACUGUUUUUGAAUAA
Messenger RNA from Candida dubliniensis CD36, 3192 nucleotides. RefSeq names its product Sla2p (gene SLA2). Gene Ontology annotation, cellular component: clathrin-coated vesicle; actin cortical patch. The record is from RefSeq and is a predicted model, not a curated record. NCBI's taxonomy places the organism in Eukaryota, Fungi, Ascomycota, Pichiomycetes, Serinales, Debaryomycetaceae. Gene Ontology annotation, biological process: endocytosis; actin filament organization; clathrin coat assembly. Gene Ontology annotation, molecular function: clathrin light chain binding; actin filament binding; clathrin-cargo adaptor activity. Bases 1 to 3192 code for a protein of 1063 amino acids. The transcript has a single exon.